UAUGUGAUUAAUUACAGGUUGUGUUUCUUGUCUGGUGUUUCGUUCCCAUUCGAAACAAUGGUUCAAAUUAUAUAUAUUCGCGAGUAA
This is a messenger RNA of Medioppia subpectinata, 87 nucleotides long. The record is from the annotation of a GenBank genome assembly. Lineage: Eukaryota; Metazoa; Arthropoda; Arachnida; Sarcoptiformes; Oppiidae.